This is a messenger RNA of Filobasidium floriforme, 1337 nucleotides long. Its product is annotated as Alpha/Beta hydrolase protein. Gene Ontology annotation, molecular function: hydrolase activity. Bases 326 to 1279 code for a protein of 317 amino acids. The record is from RefSeq and is a predicted model, not a curated record. Lineage: Eukaryota; Fungi; Basidiomycota; Tremellomycetes; Filobasidiales; Filobasidiaceae. The transcript is spliced from 7 exons.
CAAUCUGAUCGCUACCCCUACUAUCGUAUCCACGCCACAGCGGGCCCAGCGCCCUUCCCUUCGCCAUCAAUAUGCCGAUUCGGCCACCUUGCAACCGGCUCCCGAUUUGCCGCCGCGUUCCUAGGGAUUCGUCAUUCACCUCCGCCGUCCAACAAAACUUCGAGGAUUGGUUCGUCGGGACCUCAUGAACGUUUGUCCACAUGAUACGAGGAUCUUGGCCUUCAGCUCUUCAUCGUCGUCGACAAGUAGCAAGUAAACAACGUUAACCAGCUUGCAGACUACCCUAAACCCUGAACCUCUUUCAACUCGAAACUUUACGCCCAAGAUGCCUUCCUCUUCAAAGAUGACCUCUGGAAACUUCCGGACCUCCUCCUACGUCCUGGGCGAGGGGAACACCAUCAAGAUCCAUUACUAUCGUUCUCAACCUAGCAAGUCCGAGGAGACUGAGCAAGCUCGACGAAUGCCCAUCUUGCUCCUUCACGGGUACCCUCAGACGAGCUUCAUGUGGAAAGAGGUCGUUAGGGAGAUGAGCGGGCAGUAUGACUUGGUCGUCCCGGAUCUUCGAGGAUAUGGGAGAAGCUCCAAGCCUAAGGGUAGCGAGACCCACGUGGAGUACAGCAAACGGGAGAUGGCCAACGACAUGGUCAACCUGAUGAACGGGCUCGGACUCGAAUGUUUUGACGUGGUGGCGCACGACCGGGGCGCCCGGGUGGCCCAUCGCUUGAUCCUCGAUCAUCCGGGGUCCGUACGGAGAGCCAUGUUGAUCGAUAUCGCGCCGACUUUGACUACUUUCGAGUCUAUGGAUCAGGAUUUCGCUACUGGAUAUUGGCACUGGUUCUUCCAGAUCAUGCCUAGCCCACUCUCGGAAAACAUUAUCAAGAAUGCCGGUGACGCUUAUUGGGAAGCCGUCACUCACAACGCCAAGGCCGGGAAUUUCCAGUUUGAUGAGGGCGCUGAGCGGAUGUACAAGACCGCUUUGCUCACCGACGAUUCGAUCCACGCUACAUGUGAGGACUACCGAGCCGCAGCUAGUAUCGACCUGGAGCACGACCGCUUGUCUCGUCAAGCCGGGCAGAAGAUCGAGGUGCAAGCGUUGCGAAUCAUUUGGGGCGGUCGAGGUCAGGUCGAGAAGACCUUUGGCGAAAAGACAAUCCAGGUGUGGAAGGAUUGCUGUGACGACAAGACGCCCGUCUCUGGAGAAAAGUACGAUGCUGGCCAUUACAUUCCGGAAGAAAAGCCAGAACAGCUCGUCAAGGAUAUCAUCAACUUUGUAUCUUGAAGAUUGUCGGACGGAUGUGUGUAUUAUCAUGUGGGUGGACAUCUAUAACUAUACAACG